AUGCCGCGCUCCUUCCUGGUGGACUCGCUGGUGCUGCGCGAGGCAGGCGAGAAGAAGGCCCCCGAGGGCAGCCCGCCGCCACUCUUUCCCUACGCCGUGCCCCCGCCACACGCACUGCACGGCCUCUCGCCCGGCGCCUGCCACGCGCGCAAGGCCGGGCUGCUGUGCGUGUGCCCGCUUUGCGUCACCGCCUCGCAGCUGCACGGGCCCCCCGGGCCGCCCGCGCUGCCUCUGCUCAAGGCAUCCUUCCCGCCCUUCGGCUCGCAGUACUGCCACGCGCCCCUAGGCCGCCAGCACUCUGCCGUGUCGCCCGGGGUCGCUCACGGCCCCGCUGCCGCCGCUGCCGCCGCCGCGCUCUACCAGACUUCCUAUCCGCUGCCCGACCCCAGGCAGUUCCACUGCAUCUCCGUGGACAGCAGCUCCAACCAGCUGCCCAGCAGCAAGAGGAUGCGCACCGCGUUCACCAGCACGCAGCUGCUAGAGCUGGAGCGCGAGUUCGCCUCUAACAUGUACCUGUCCCGCCUACGCCGCAUUGAGAUCGCCACCUACCUGAAUCUGUCCGAGAAGCAGGUGAAGAUCUGGUUCCAGAACCGCCGGGUGAAGCACAAGAAGGAGGGCAAAGGCAGCAAUCACCGGGGCGGCGGGAGCUCAGGCGCCGGCAGUGGCGCACCGCAAAGCUGCAAAUGCGCGUCGCUCUCCUCAGCCAAGUGCUCCGAGGAUGACGACGAAUUGCCCAUGUCUCCGUCUUCUUCGGGCAAAGAUGACCGGGAUCUCACGGUCACUCCCUAG
Molecule: messenger RNA, 789 nt
Organism: Lontra canadensis (Northern American river otter)
Lineage: Eukaryota; Metazoa; Chordata; Mammalia; Carnivora; Mustelidae
Gene: GSX1
Product: GS homeobox 1
Exons: 2
Coding region: 1-789 (262 amino acids)
Biological process (GO): regulation of DNA-templated transcription
Cellular component (GO): nucleus
Molecular function (GO): DNA-binding transcription factor activity, RNA polymerase II-specific; sequence-specific double-stranded DNA binding
Source: RefSeq, a predicted model, not a curated record